AGCCUAACUCCCCCCACCUAAACCAUCACGAACAAGUCAAAUCAAAUCAAAACGCAGCCUUUUCUCUCUACUGAUUGAACUCUCUGCCUCCUUCUUCUUCUUGCCUUCGAUUUCGAUUCCCGGAGUCGAUUCGCGCCGUCGGGAUGGCAUCAUCAACCGCGGCAGCGGCGACCGUCUCCCCGUCUCAGCUCUCCUGCUUCUCCGCGAUCGAUCGCAAGCUCCGGCUGCGCAAGCUCUCCGCUUUGACCUUCCAGAACCAUCGAUCGAAGUCAUCGGUCGUCAUGAGUCUUGAAGGACGUGGCCCAGAGACUACUUCCCCUGGCAACAAAAGUUCUUUCAGUUACAUAGAUGACGCAUCAAGAUCGCAAAUGAACGGGGCAGCAAAGUCAUAUACAUCUAUAGAAGACCAUAAUGCUGAAAAUAUGGGAAUAAGUGAGCCCGAACAGGAACAGGGUGUCGCGGAGCCGAAGAGGGCUGCUAAAAUUCAUGAUUUUUGUCUUGGAAUUCCCUUUGGCGGUCUAGUUUUCAGUGGUGGACUUCUUGGUUUCAUUUUCUCCAGAAAUCCAACUGCUCUGGGCAAUGGUGUACUAUUUGGAGGCGCUAUACUAGCCCUUAGCACCCUUAGCUUGAAGAUCUGGAGGGAAGGAAAAUCCAGCUUGCCUUUCAUUUUAGGACAAAUAGUCCUCUCUGCUGUCAUCUUCUGGAAGAACUUUCAAACUUACUCUCUGACAAAGAAAGUAUUUCCAACAGGGCUUAAUGUUCUUAUCAGUGCUGCGAUGCUGUGCUUCUAUUCGUAUGUAAUCUUGUCGGGAGGAAAUCCGCCACCAAAGAAGUUGAAAUCUUCUGCUUAUGUCGCGUAGUUACAUGGAUGCAAAUGUUUGAAUGAGAUAAGAGAGGUUAGAAUCUUUUUCUUCCUUUUCGGCUGUAAUACAGAGGUGUAUGGUGAACUGAAGAGAAGUCAUGGGUGGAUGGGUGAAGCCUGUAAUUUCAUGUUGAUUUGUAUCUGUUUACUUACAUAGCUCCUAGUUAUUUGCUUUUAGAGUUCAAAAGGAUGGUUUGCUAGUAUAAAGUUAUUUUGAGGAAGGAGGACACCACUUAGACUGACUCUUUCUUGUGAACCCCUGAGCCUUGUCAAAGAGUGAAGAUUUGGAGGUAUAGGGACUUCAUGCAGUGUUUCUUAUGUAAGCAUCUUUGGUGCGGUGUGCCACUGUGGGUAAUAAUAGAAAUUUUUUCUUAACGGUA
This is a messenger RNA of Syzygium oleosum, 1242 nucleotides long. Its product is annotated as protein FATTY ACID EXPORT 1, chloroplastic-like. The transcript has 6 exons. Gene Ontology annotation, cellular component: membrane. Lineage: Eukaryota; Viridiplantae; Streptophyta; Magnoliopsida; Myrtales; Myrtaceae. The coding region runs from base 144 to 860 and encodes 238 amino acids. The record is from RefSeq and is a predicted model, not a curated record.